Molecule: messenger RNA, 955 nt
Organism: Punica granatum (pomegranate)
Lineage: Eukaryota; Viridiplantae; Streptophyta; Magnoliopsida; Myrtales; Lythraceae
Source: RefSeq, a predicted model, not a curated record
CCUGAAGAAGGGGAAGACAAAAGACAGAUUUCUCAUACAGGGUAGAAUGGGGGAGGAGGGCAGGAGAGGAGCAAUCCCUGUCAUAGACAUGAAAGAGAUUCCAUUCCAGCACAUGAAGCUUAGGGAAGCUUGUGAAGAGUGGGGCUGUUUCAGGGUUGUGAAUCACGGAGUACCACUGGUGUUGAUGUCUGAAAUGAAGAGCGUGUCGAGGUCCAUCCUCGAUCUUCCGCUUGAAGUGAAGAAGCGGUAUGAAUGCGUGAGACCGAGGAUAGGACACAUAGUGGGAAAAGAGAACGCUAUCUAUGAGUCCCUGGGACUAUACGACUUGAGCUCCCCAGAGUCCCUGAAACUGUUCUGCUCACAGCUGGAUGUUUCUUCUCACCAAAGAGAGACAUUGAGGGCAUAUACCGAAGCAGUUACUGGACUGGCUAUGGAAAUAGGAGAUAGGGUGGCCCGGAGCAUGGGGUUGGAGGGAAGGGAUUUCUUCAAGGAAUGGGCCUGCCAGUUCAGGAUGAACAAGUACAGCUUCACCCAUGAGACUGUGGGCUCCGGCGGGCUAUUGGCUCACACUGAUCCCGGGCUCCUAACUGUACUUCAGGAUGAUGAAGUUGUUGGUGGACUCGAAAUUGCCGACAGCUCCAACUCCUUCAUACAUGUCGAUUCUUGCCCUGGCACCUUUUUAGUCAACCUUGGGGACACGGCCGUGGCAUGGAGCAACGGGAGGCUGCGGAGCGUGAAGCAUCGGGUGCAGUGCAAGGAACCCACAGUUCGUAUAUCAAUUGGAGGGUUCGUCGUGCCACCAAAGGAAUUGGCUAUUAAAGCCCCAGCAGAAUUGGUUGAUUGUCACCCCCCGCGUCUCUACAUCCCGUUCACUUAUGAUGAGUACAAGCAGAUCCGGAGUUCUAACAAGAUGCCAAACGAUGAAGCACUUUCCUUCUUACUUGCCCAAUCCUGA